Molecule: messenger RNA, 1211 nt
Organism: Trichosurus vulpecula (common brushtail)
Lineage: Eukaryota; Metazoa; Chordata; Mammalia; Diprotodontia; Phalangeridae
Gene: UPP1
Product: uridine phosphorylase 1
Exons: 8
Coding region: 200-1135 (311 amino acids)
Biological process (GO): nucleotide catabolic process; uridine catabolic process
Cellular component (GO): cytoplasm; cytosol
Molecular function (GO): uridine phosphorylase activity
Source: RefSeq, a predicted model, not a curated record
CAGUCUUCCCAGGGGGUGUGAGGAGUGAGUAGCUGCGCAGACCAGGCUGUCCGCGCUGAGAGAAGUCCCCGGCGCUCAGCCCUGUCUAGCCGGGCUCUCCAUUCGGGAGCCCACCACUCGCACACAUCACAGCGCACGCAGUUCAGGUGCGCGCCGCGUCAGCCCUUACCCGCACCAGGGUCCAGCUUGAAGCUAAAGAAUGGCAACUGAGAAAAAGAAACCUGAAAAUCUUCAGUGUUCAGAUGAACACUCAAUUCAGCUUUCAAACCCACAUAUUUCAGAAAUGAAGGAAGAUAUUCUUUACCAUUUCAAUCUUGGAACUAAAACUCAUGAUUUACAGGCUAUGUUUGGAGAUGUAAAGUUUGUAUGCGUUGGAGGAAGUCCUGCCCGGAUGAAAUCUUUCAUUAGCUAUAUUGGUGAAGAAUUGGGGCUUGCACCACCUGGCAUGGACCAUCCUAACAUUUGUCAAGGAACUGACCGCUAUGCCAUGUAUAAGAUUGGACCUGUGUUAUCAGUUAGCCAUGGUAUGGGAGUUCCUUCCAUUGGAAUCAUGUUACAUGAACUCAUCAAGUUACUGUACCAUGCCAAGUGUUCUGAUGUUGUUGUCAUUCGCAUUGGCACAUGCGGUGGAAUAGGUCUGGAGCCUGGUUCAGUGGUGGUAACUAGAAAAGCUACGGAUUCUUGCUUCAAACCUGAAUUUGAACAAAUUGUUUUGGGGAAACGCAUAGUGCGAAGUACGGAGCUUAGUGAUGAACUAAAUCAGGAAUUAAUGGCCUGUGCCAAGGAGAUGAAUGAGUUUAACACUGUUAUAGGAAACACCAUGUGUACCUUAGACUUCUAUGAAGGUCAAGCUCGGCUGGAUGGUGCUUUCUGCUCAUAUACUGAGAAGGAUAAGCAAGAAUAUUUACAGGCAGCUUAUGAUGCAGGAAUCAGAAACAUUGAGAUGGAAUCUUCUAUCUUUGCAGCCAUGUGUGGUGCUAGCAGCAUCAAAGCUGCUGUCGUGUGUGUUACUCUUCUAAAUCGUCUCCGUGAAGAUCAGAUUAGCAGCUCCCAUGAGGUACUUGCUGAGUAUCAAAAGAGACCACAGAAGUUAGUAGGAUACUUCAUCAAGAAACGUCUGGAAGGAAAAGCAUGAAAAUAUUGUUUUUUUUUUUUUACAUUGAGAAAAUACUAUAAUUGUUUGCAGUUGAAAUAAUGUGUCCCAUUUGUAU